AUGAGCGUCGUCCGGGAGGAGUCGAUCGCGGUCAUCGCGCAGAGCCUCGGGCUGGACCGCCUCCGCGAGGGCUGCGCGGCCGAGCUCGCGCCCGAAGUCGAUUCCAGACCCAUGCGCGCCGCGAGACGCUCACGACGCGGGACAUCAACCGCGCGCAACAUGGAGAUCUUGUAUGGCUAUGGCGGCGGCGACGGCGUGAGCUACCGCCGCAUUAGCCCGGGCCUCUUUGUACCCGAGGACCCCGAGGUGGCGGUGGCCGACAUCCUCAACGCGCCCUUUCCGCUGUGCCCGCUCGUGCCCAGCGUCAACAUGCACUGGCUGGCAGUCGAAGGCGUCCAGCCGCAGAUCCCCGAGAACGACGUGCUCGACACGAACGCCCACGCACGGUCCGCGACGUCGAUUUCGGACCCGGCCUUCACGGGCGACGUUGUGCGCAAGCCGCUCGUCAAGCACGUCUUGACGGACGAGAUGCAACUCUACUACACCAAGGUCACGGACGCGGUGAAGAGCGAUGACUUUGCGCGCCAGCAGGCCGCGUACACGAGCUUGUCGCAUGACCCGGGUCUCCACCAGCUCAUGCCGUACUUUUCGCGCUUCAUUUACGAAGAAGUCAAGCACAGCAACCACGAUCUCGCGCUGCUCUCGUCCGUGCUGCGCAUGGCACGCGCCCUUCUGCACAACGUCGGUCUCCGCAUCGAGCUCUACCUCCAGCAGAUGAUUCCGGCCAUCUUGACGUGCAUCCUCAACAAGGACCUGUGUGCCAACCCGGCCGAAGAUCACUGGGCCGUCCGCAACUAUGGCGCGCGCCUCAUGGCAGAGAUUUGCUCCCGGUUUGGAAACACGUACAACAGCAUCCAAGCCCGCGUCUCCAAGACCUUCCACGGCGCCUUUAUGGACGCGUCCCGCCCGUUCCCGACGCACUAUGGCGCAAUUGUCGGGCUCAUGUACCUCGGGCCGCUGGUCAUGGAGCGGCUGCUCUUCCCGCACCUUGCCGCGUAUCUGGCCGUGCUCACGCCGUGCUUUGCGCCGUCGAAUUCCAACCAAGUGCAGCGCCUCGAAGCGCAGAACUGCCAUGGCAUCCUUGUGCAUGCCGCCGGGCAGUAUUUAUCCAUGCAAACCAACACGGCGACGUCCAGCGAUUUCAAGCAGACGCUCGACACGCUUCAAGACACGUUCGGCGAGGCGCUCGUGCCCUACAUGCGCACGCCGGCGAUGGGCUACGCCGACAUGGUGCUUUAG
Messenger RNA from Saprolegnia parasitica CBS 223.65, 1239 nucleotides. RefSeq lists its product as hypothetical. The coding region runs from base 1 to 1239 and encodes 412 amino acids. NCBI's taxonomy places the organism in Eukaryota, Oomycota, Saprolegniomycetes, Saprolegniales, Saprolegniaceae. Gene Ontology annotation, biological process: transcription initiation at RNA polymerase II promoter; RNA polymerase II preinitiation complex assembly. Gene Ontology annotation, cellular component: SLIK (SAGA-like) complex; transcription factor TFIID complex; SAGA complex. The record is from RefSeq and is a predicted model, not a curated record. The transcript is spliced from 7 exons. Gene Ontology annotation, molecular function: protein heterodimerization activity; transcription coactivator activity; RNA polymerase II general transcription initiation factor activity.